Messenger RNA from Pelobates cultripes (western spadefoot toad), 3866 nucleotides. NCBI's taxonomy places the organism in Eukaryota, Metazoa, Chordata, Amphibia, Anura, Pelobatidae. The record is from the annotation of a GenBank genome assembly.
GAAUAUUUUUCAAGAUAUUCUUCACAGAGACACGUUUGUAAAGUCCUUUUUGGAACAGGUAUUUUUAUUGUAUCUUAAUGCAAGUUGUGACAUUUCUAUCUACAAGAUGAUUCACUAUUGCAAAGUAAAUUUCAAAUUCAAGUUAAAAAUAGCCAAACUAAAAAACAUGCAAACUGACUUGGAGAAUGUUUCCAAAGAUUUACAACCAGUAAUAAUGGAACCUUGCCUCGCCUAUGGCUGCAGGUAUCACUCCAGCUUAAGCCAGCAAAGUCUGUAACACUCUCCACUGAGACUGAGAAGUAGACCUUAGCUAUGCUUCUGGUUUGACUACUGUCCUUGAAUUUGAAAUUCUCUUUGAAUGCUAACUUUAUCAUAUAACUGCUAGUCUAUAUACCUGUUAACACAAUACUAUCAUUUUAUCGUUAAGAAUACGUUUGUGGAAUUUUAGUAUUUUUAGUAUUUUGCCAUAUUUGCCUGAUUGUGGUGUGUCAUGGAGUAGGCAAAACAAAUUAUCUAGUUAACCCCUUAAGGACUCAACUUCUGGAAUAAAGCUAAAAUUUUAUUUCAAGUUUUGUACACUGCAUGGAGUGUCGGUAAAUGUGUGAAUACAGAGUUAUAUUUGUUUGGAGAGUUGGUAUGUCUGAAUAGUGGGUACAUUUCUGUGGAGGGUUAAUGAGUAUGAACAUUUAGGGAUGCAGGUUUGUAGAAAACAUGUGUUUGUAUCCAAGCAUGUGUGAAUGUAAGAGUGUAUAGUUUUGUUAAAGGAACACUAUAGGUUCAGGAAUAGAAAGUGUAUUCCUGAUCCUGUAGUGUUUAAAAUGCAGUUAGCCCUCUUGCUCCCCUUAGAAAUUGUAAAAGCUCACCUUUAUUCUACUCCCCUUCAAUUCUGAUGAUGUCCGCCAAGGGGGUGGGGGCAGAGCCAAAUGUUGCCCUGGCAAAUCAGCAUCUCCUCAUACAGAUGCAAUGAAUCAAUGCAUCUCUAUUGGGAAAGUUCAGUGUCACCAUGCAGACCCUUUUUCCUCUAAAAAGGCAGUGUUCACAGCAAAAUGCCUGCAGGGACUGACUUUACUCACCAGAACAACUACAUUAAGUUGUAGUUGUUAUGGUGACUAUAGAGUCCCUUUAAAGGGACGCUAUAGUCACCAAAACAACUUUAGCUUAAUGAAGCGAUUUCGGUGUGUAGAUCAUGUUCCUGCUGUCUACCGCGACAUUUCUUUGCCAUUUUGGAGUUAAAUCACUUUGUUUAUGCAACUCUAGUCACACCUACCUGCAUGUGACUUACAUAGCCUUCCUAAACACUUCCUGUAAAGAGUCAUCUAAUGUUUGCACUUCCUUUAUUGUAAAUUCUGUUCAAUUUAAAAUGUAGUAUCUCUUGCUCUGUUAAUAGCUUGCUAGACCCUGCAGGAUCCUCCUGUAUGUAAUUAAAGUUCAAUUUACAGAGCAGGAGAUAAAAACAUCUAAAGUAAGUUAUCAAAUUGAAAACAAAACUAUAUUAUUUAAUGCAGGCUGUGUCAGUCACAGCCAAGGGAGGUGUGGUUAGGGCUGCAUGAACAGAAACAGAAGGGAUUUGAGCAGUGAUACUGCAGAAGCAUGAGCUAUACACCAAGGCUACUUCAUUAAGCUAAAGUUGUUUUGGUGACUGUAGUGUCCCUUUAACCUAGACACACAAGUGCUGCAGAAUGAAGUGUGUUUAGUGCAGCACAUGUAAGCAUAAAUCACCCCAAUAAGCACCUCAGUGACAUUUACUGAUGUCUAGGAAAGUGAAACUGACACUUUCAGAGCACUAACAGUUCUGCAUUAAGGGGAUGUUAAUAUUUUUUUCCUUAACAAGUUAAUUUGCUUGUAUGUCUUCCAUUAUGGUUGAGGAAAAUAUAAAGAGAAAGAGAUAUGCAUAAUAUUUGCCCGUGAGUUUAAUAAAAUGUUGACUUAUCAUUACAUUAGGAAAAUUCUCUAAUUCCCUACCUUAAGCAAACAUAUUUGUAUAUGGCCAGUCCACUUGCACAGAGUAUAUAGAUGGAAUGUAAUUUCCUACCCUUGACUGUCGUAUUUGUAUAUGAUCAGUCUGCAUUAUACAGCCUAGCAAGUUUUAAUAUCUGUUCUGUCGGAAGAAAUUACAGAUGGAAAUUGCAGAGAGGCACCUUGUUCAAAUAGAACAUAAGUAAUGUGUUGAUUAAAACUCAGCCCUUUAAACAUUUUUACUGAGCUGUACCAUAAUCAUAAACAGUUUCUGAGCAUUUUAGGUUCUGGUUGGUUUUGUUCAUCUGUCUCCUUAUGUGUCUUUAAACUUAUCUACACAGUGAAUGUGUAUUUAGUGCUUUUUUUAUACAUAUCUAUUUCUACACAAACAAAUUGCAUCCUUUUUAUUUUUGCAUAAUUCACCUUUUUUAUGCAUUAGGUCUUCCAGUUGAAACCUAACUUAUCCCUAAGAAGCACAUUCCUGGCACAGUUUCUGCUAAUACUUCACAGAAAGGCCUUGACCCUGAUUAAAUACAUAGAGGAUGAUACGUAAGUUCAUAGAUUUUACAUAAUUAAAACCCUAUAUAUAAAUAUCGCUAAAGAUCCUAAGAACAAUCCAUUUUGAUCAUCAUUUAAUUUUUGAUGUCUUUAAUUUGAUUGUGUGUAAUAUUAGAUAUUAAUACAUUGGAAGACUGUACAAGCAAAUAUGAUGCAUCUGUUAAUAAACUAAAGUUCCUAUAAACUAGUUCCAAGAAAAGAUGCGCUUCAAAGUUAUUUGAAAAGGGCUUGGAGGAACUAUUAUGGGUUAUUUUUGUGAUCAAUUUUGUUUUCCCCAUAUAAAAGAAGAAUAUAUUUGUUAGGAUCAUAGUAGUAUUUGAAUUUUUUCCCAUGAUCAUUUUAAAGAUUAAAAUUAUUUGUGUUUGUAUGUCUUUCAGACAAAAAGGCAAGAAAGUCUUUAAAUCACUACGUAGCUUAAAAACGGACCUGGAUCUGACAGUAGAGGGCGAUCUAAACAUUAUCAUGGCUUUAGCUGAAAAGAUUAAGCCAGGGCUUCACUCCUUCAUAUUUGGAAGGCCUUAUCACAUCAGUGUGCAAGAGAGAGACAUGUUAAUGACAUUUUAAAAAUGUCCACAAUCAUGCUGAAAGUUAUAAUGCUUCUGUAUGGACAUAUCCGACAUUCUAUAAAGUGCCAGGAUUCACAUGGACAGAGACAGUAACUGGUAUUGGGUUUUUUCUAUCCUUUUCUGAAGGUGCCUCAUUUGUUCUCACAUACAGAAAAUAUUGAAACCAUGGAAUCACUUUGCAUGUUGUCAUGUCUGCUGUAUGAUCUGACCAUUCUGAUUAUUAGUAGACUGAGUAUAUAUGAAUGAGCUGAUUUGUUUAUGUUUUUGUGCUGAACACAGAUCAAUGUGAAUCUAGGCAGAAGACUUAACCAGAGAUAUUUACAAAAAGGUGAAAUUACACAAUAUAAUUCACAAUGUAUCUGGUUUGUAUAGCUUCUGGAAGUAAAAUGUAUUAUGUUUCUUAAAUUUUAUUUAUAAAAAUGAUCAAAAUGUCUACAAAGCAACUUUCUUUUUUUUUUUUUUUGAGAGGUAUUGUCAUCCAUGUAUAUAUUGAGGUAUGUGUUAAGACAAAUCUUUGCAUCGUGUAACAUUUUUGUGCCAGCUUGCAUAAGUACCUUUAUGAUUGCUGUGUUCUUGGAAUAAAGAUCUUUGUGCCUAAUUUUUGUGUCCCUAGCUCAGAACAGUAUGCAUUUAUUUAGAAUAAUUACUGUGCUUGGAAAGAGCAAGCUGAUGUUUAACCCCUUAAGGACAUAGCUUCAAAAGAGUGUCUGUCCCUUAGAGGGACACUAUAGUCACCAGAACAACUACAGCUUAUUGAAUUUGUUCUGGUGAGUAGAAUCAUUACCU